AUGAAUCCGAAAAAUCUAUGGAAUUGGAUUUACAAAAAAGCGUCAAAUCAUAAUCUUUUCAUACUGGAAGAAGACGAUUAUGAUGAUGAUGCAUUGAAAGAUCCAGCUGCUGUUGUAAAAAAACAAAAAUAUAAAACCUGGUUGUACAUUGGACUUCUCACAGUGUGUUUUUACAUAUUGUUUUAUGCAACCCUGACAAGACCUCAAUCGGAGACACUUGUUAUUUCCAAUGUAAAGUCUGAUACUUUUGAUCAAUUGUAUUCGGAGUAUGGUCAAACUUUUGCAUGCCCAUGCUCAACGGUCAUAAUACCAUACAGGAAUUUUAUAUCGAACAAUUGGGCAAUGCACCCUAUUUGUUCGAGUAUUUUCGUCAGUCUGAAAUGGGUUGAAGGAUUGUAUUUUACAAAUGCAAGUUCGUACAUGCUGUAUGAUUUUCGAAAAGUGGCCUAUUCACAGUUUGAACUUUUAUCCAAAUUAUGUUCAAUUUCCGAAGCAAUCAUAUCUCAAAUCGAAUCCGAGAUAAAUAACACUGAACUUGUUACUAUUAAUGUUCUUUCCAAGACGCAAAUUCAACUGGAAGUCGAUAGCAAAAUUGAAUUUCAGAAGAACAAUGCCUAUGGUCGAAUGAUCUCGUUCUUGAAUUACUGGAGAACAACAAUUCAAAGAAACUUUUUGGUUUCAGCCCUCGGUACCAACUGGCAGAUUUACCAAUGGUAUACUACUAGUCCGCCUACCUUAGCAGGCACUGGAGCGACUUAUUUUAUAGAAAGCUUACUUUUCUCUAAAAAAUGUGGCGUCGAUACAUUUGCAGUUUCUGCAUUUCUUCCUUCACCAUCAAAUGAUUCAGAAUACGUUGGGCAGCAAUGGCCGUUUUUAAUCAAUUAUGUAUCCGUCCAUGGGUUCUUCGCGGCAUGUACUCCUCUCGAUGGACUUCUUCAAAGUACGAUGGAUUGUUUAUAUGAAUCUGAAUGUAUGCAAUGGUUAUUGAACUAUUUUCCAAAUCUAAAUCAAACAAACUUCAAUUGGAGCAGUUCGAUUUUAUCUGCAAAACAUGAUAACAAAACUGUACUUGAUUAUUUUCAAACUCUCUUUAUUCAGAGCUGGAUUUCCAACAUGAAUUAUUCGGCAUAUUUCGACCAAUGUUCUCCGUCAAAGUGUACAUACUCCACGACAACUCGAGUACACUUAUCCUAUGCAAUCACUUUUCUCAUUAGUCUUUAUGGCGGUCUUAUCAUAAUACUUCGUUUAUUUGUCUCGUAUUUAAUUGAUAUUUUAUUCAAAUUCGUACAUCAUCAAAAGCAUACAAGUGAAAGUUCGGGCGAACAAAACCUAUACACAUUUAAAUCAGUUCCAUUGUUGAAACAAUUGAAUCUAUUCAAAAAUGUUAAUCAUCGGACAGAGAGUAGUCUAAAACAACAAAGAAUUAUCACUCGUGUCUAUUUGAUAUUACUAAUCGUUGAAAUCUUAGGUUCAAUAUGUGUUCUUUGUCUCUUCAAUUCACUAAGCAGUGAAAUAGCGACGACUGUCGUGUCAAAUCCAUCGUUAGCAGCUUAUAAUUUAUUAGAAAUGAAAUAUUCAACAGAACUUCGAUGUCCAUGUGCGAAUAACACCAUGCCCUAUCGCACAUUUAUCUCACUAUCGCCCGUUUUGCAUCAAAUAUGUUCAAGUGGAUUCGUUACGAAUGAUUGGAUUUAUCAAAUAAUGAGCAAUAUGUUCAUUGUCGUCUCCUAUGAUUGGCGUCUAAAGGCAUAUAAACAAUUUCAGAUUCUCUCUGACCUAUGUCAAUUAGCUAACGCGACGAUCGAUGCAGCUAUGGACAAAUUUCUUUCACAAUUGUUUGUUGUUUCUUCUGUUCUAAGUGAAAUGGAUUUUGAUCAACAAUUAAACGCAACUCUCAGCCAAUUUUAUCAAUCAACAGCUUACAGUUUCGCCUUACCAAAUAACAUCAUACAACUUAUUCAGAAAACUAAUCAAUAUCAUGAAGGAUUCGCAUCGCAAUACAUGCCGCCUAAUUAUCCGGAUUCUACUUUAAUAUUUAACGCAGUAAACAGCCAGGUAUAUUUUCGCUUAUAUGGUAUUCAAGAUGUUACCACAGGACUAAUCACAUGUGUGUGUGCUAUCAAUCCUUACUGUCAAAGGCCAGCAAUUCUCAACGAUUUUAAUCUAAUAAACAAUUAUAACUCUUGGUAUGGAUAUGGAUCUAAUCAUAACUUAUCUGGCUGGGUUGAACGCUGCCUUGCUCAUGAAUCUCUUCUACUAUCGACACUCGAAUGCUUAUAUACAAAUUCCAGUUGUUUUCCCUUCUUAUUGAGCUACAUAACCAAAGCAAAUACGGAUGCGCUGUCACUUUUAACAUCUUCAUCACGUCUACGUCCUCUCACCUAUGAUCCAGUAGUGAGUCGCUUUCCUCCCAAUACCCCAAUUUCCAUAAUAGUCAAUGAAGUGAUGCUUGAAACAUGGAAUGCUAUUUUGUCAUAUGAAAAAUUCUACGAAUCGUGUGCGCCCUUGUAUUGUUCUUAUUCGCAAAGUGUACGAAAGGAAAAUUUUCUUGGAGUCAUCAUCGUAUUGGUGUCAGCUGUUGGUGGAAUCAUAGUAUCAUUACGUAUUAUAACCCCUCAUCUUGUUCAUUUUACGUUGAGAAUCUUGGUAGGAACGAGCGAAAAGUCAAAUCAAUCUGAACAAGUUCGACGGAGCUGUACUAAUCGACUAAAGAUGAUGAUACGGAAUGUAAUUAAACUUCUUUAUACUGCACUUACUGAAUCGAAUAUAUUUUCAUUACGUGAUGUCGGAAGCGACGUUGAUCGAAUGAAAGCGAAAAAUUAUGGUCAGUGGGCAACGCGUCUUUAUAUGAUACUGCUCAUCAGCAGUCUCAGUAUUUUGGUAUUCUACACAAUUAUCCAGCCGCAUUCUGUGAUUAAGAAAUUUGACCAACCAUCUUUCACUUACUAUAAUCGAUUGAAAGAUAUCUAUGGUGAUGAGUUAAAAUGUUCAUGUUCGAGAAUAGCAUCAACAUAUAGUGAAUUCGUCAGCAUUCAACCAGCAUUUCAUCCAAUCUGUUCAAGUCAAUUUGUUUCGAAUGAAUGGCGGGUUAGUUUAACAGAUGGUCUUGUUGCGAAUUUAUCGAUUUAUGAGAGAACAGAUUAUCGUCGGUUUCUUUCUGCNUGA
This is a messenger RNA of Adineta ricciae, 3165 nucleotides long. NCBI's taxonomy places the organism in Eukaryota, Metazoa, Rotifera, Eurotatoria, Adinetida, Adinetidae. The record is from the annotation of a GenBank genome assembly.